Molecule: messenger RNA, 5490 nt
Organism: Ostreobium quekettii
Lineage: Eukaryota; Viridiplantae; Chlorophyta; Ulvophyceae; Bryopsidales; Ostreobiaceae
Source: the annotation of a GenBank genome assembly
AUGCCACUGGCGCUGCAAGCUGCCCUUGGGUUCGUUCAGGCCAUCCACUACAGCGCAAAAGCGGCCACUGUCAACAGGGAGUGCUGUUGUGGCUUGUCUCGCCUUAUUGGCAAGAUCCGCCCACUCCUUGAAGAGGUGGAGUUCGAGUCAAAAGAUGACGCCACAGGGAUGCGCGAUGUUGCUUUGGAAUCGAUCGCAACAGCACUGGAGAAAGCACAUGUGGCAGUUGUGCGCUUCUCCACAAUGGGGCAUCUACAGGCCAUCCUGGAGACUGAAGCAAUGAUGUCACAGUUUCAAGUGGUCUGCUUUGAAUUGGAUGCAUCACUGUCAGCCCUCCACGAUGCCCAUACCACAGCACCACCCGAAUGGAAAGAAGACAUGAAGCGAAUAUCUGGACAGCUCCUCUCUGUCAGUUUUGAGAGCUGCUCAGAGAACAGCAACACACUGAGGCAGUUGCGACAGGAGGUUGUGCGAAUGAAUGGCGUCUCCACAGUCUCCAAGGCUGUGCACUCCCAGAUUUGCAAUCUCCUCUGGAGAUGCCAGCUGCCAGACAAGCUGGACAUGGUUGUGGAGCUUCAGGGCCUUAGGCGGGAGCUUUCUAGAGCCAAAGCGGAGAAGAAUUGUGCCGAGGAGUUUUUGCUGCAGCAGGUCAUAAAAGCCCUGCAGAGCAGCGCAGCUGUACCUUACACACCCAGUGCCCGCCUCCCCCAGCCCCCUGUGGAAUACUGCUGCCCCAUUUCGCAUCAAGUUAUGAGGGACCCAGUGGUGCUGGUGGAGACAGGUCAAACCUAUGACCGCAAGUGCAUCGAGGAGUGGUUUGUGCGGGGCAAUGUCACUUGCCCUGUGACUGGGCAGAGGGUGAACAGCGUACAGCUGACUCCCAACUUUGCCCUGAAAAGCCUUGCCAGCACAUGGGUCGAGGUGCAUGGGUAUGAAGAAGUUUCAAUGCAAGAAGACAUGUAUGAAGAGGGGUUGGUGGCUAAUUCUGCAACCAAUCCCGAAAGCGAGUUGCCACCGGCCGUGAAGCUGGCAUCGGUGGCAGCCCAGGGGGAUGAGAAGAAGCAAGAAGGGCAGGGAAGUUGCGGGGACCAUAAGGCAGUUGUUGAGGGGAGUGUGGGUGCUGAGAUCGGCGCCCACCACAUGCAAGUGCAGGAGCGGGACCCAUCUGCCAUGGUUGAUGGGCUGUUUAGAAAAGCAGCCACAGAAUCGAAGCCCAGCACAUUGCAGGGUGGAAAGGAUCAGCGAGCAGGAGGUGGCAAGCGAAAUAAGUCUCCCUUGUCAGAAAAGCUGGACGUUGGUGCAGUACACAGACACACUGAAUUGCUCAGUCGCAUGAAGGGUCUGUUGGACAGGGUCAAGCAAAGAAGGGUGCUGGACGUGCCGGAUGGCAGGUCAUCCACAGCAACUCCCGAUUCAAAGAACGACUCAGGCACUGUGCCAGUGGAUGGGUCGGCAACUUGCACGGACAUCCUUGCGAUGCCAUCAGUAACAUCUUAUCCAUUCUCUGGAUCUGGACAACCGUCAGGAUCUGAUUGCGAGCUAGCUGUUGAGCAGCCAGGAACAUCUGACUCAGAUGCAGAAUCCAUGAAAACCUCGAUUGUGGUGCCCGAUGCAAAUGACGAUGUGGAGAUGGCCAGCAUUGGCAACUCCCCACUGGCUGCUCUGCCAAGUCCAGGCAGUCGGAUAGUUUCCUUCCCUGUUGCCUUUUCAAUGGAUUCUGAGACCGACUCUGUUGACGAACAAGAUUCGACUUCUGGCUCGGACCCUUAUCCAGAUGUGGUGGUGGUUGACGAUGCAAGCAUGGGUUCAGCAAAGUCCGCCCAGUCGGACAUUGCAGAGGGGCAAGAUUCAGGUUUUCCUUCUCCAGCAGCAUCGCCUUUGCCACAAGCUGCGACAGAACAAAUGCACACUUCGCCCAUGUCUAUGACGGGGCCUUCAGAAAAUGACUUUGCAGGCUCAGUGGUGCAGCCAACAGUGCCCAGGCUGGACCUUGCACCAGUGCUGGAGACGCGCGCAAGGACGAUGCCACCUCCACAGGAUGGAUCCUGGGCAGCUCCUGACCCAACAGGCAGGACGACGCCUGAGUUCAGUGACCUAAACACUUCGGACAGAGCUGGGGAUCUGCUGUCCCGGAGGUCUGUGUCCGCAUCUGGAGCACAGAGUGAAGCAGAGCGGAAGGCUAGUGGGAGGGCAGGGCACGUCCGCAGGUACUCAUGGUCCGGGGAGGGUCCUGAUGUCUCCGAGGCGCUAUCAAAAUUCCAGCAGGCAAGGCAGGCUGCUGUGUCAACGCAAGGCCGUCUCCAGCUUCUUGCAUUGGCAGUGAACACAAGCCGGCAGCGACAUGACUUCCCAACGCCACAGAGCUCGCAGCGCACAGUGAAGAGCGACGAACAGUUCACCAGCAGGACGUCCUUGGUGGAUGGUGCCAGUGGCAUUGGAGAAAUGCAUGCCAAAGGGUUGCUUGCAUCAACAGCGUCCCCACCAGCUGUGCAAGAUGUCAUGGCGGCCUCCGGAACCGCGGACAUCAGCAACAUUGUCAACAAGGCCAGGGAUGGUAAACUUGAGGCGAUCGACAAGAGAGCCGAAAUUGGUGCCGUUAAUCCUCUGUCACGGUGGCUGGACCUCUGCCCAGAGAGUCUUGUGAGCGAUGAUGAAACUGGGGCCUCGGACUCUGAAGGAUCCGAGCCGGAGUCUCUGGAUAUCUCGCAGCUGUUGCAGUGCCCCUUCUCAAGGGACCUUGAUGAGGUUGCGAGUGCGACAGGCAGUGGCGUCUUCCAAAGCUCAGACUGGGAUGGCAUGUCCCUGGGCAGCGAUGACGAGUCGGAGGAAGGUGACUUGGGCUCAGCAGCAGGCGAUGACGAUGCGUUGUCAACAGGCAGGCACAGCAUUUCUUCCCUGACCACUGUGGCCAGUGGUGGGCUGGACAUUGUCCCUGUUGCCAUGGAACCCCUGCGUGCAAAGAGGGGCACAUCACCUUGCCCGUCAUGGGGUGCCCCGCCUGGUAGUCCAGACAUGGGCCUUGAUGGGGAUGCAGACAAGGUGGCAAACCAUACGACACCUGUUCUGCUGAAGCUGCUGGCUUCGGGCUCGCUGGAGGUUGCCAUGGCCACGGCAGUGGAGCUGGCCGAGAAGGCCAAGAAGAAGCCAUCUGUCAGGAGGCAGUUGCUGCAGUCUGGCAUGAUACCAUCCCUGGUGCACAUGUUGCAGUCGCCCAAACGUGACGUGAGGAUUGCUUCGGCGAGAGCCCUGGCGCUGCUGGGUGACAGCAGCACAGACCUCCAGCUUGAGAUCAUCGCUGCUGGCGCAGUGCCCCUGCUUUCCCGUCUCACUCGAGCGGGGAGCAGGAAGUCUGGAGAAGCUGCGGGCUGGGCGAUGAACCGGUUGACAGCGAAACCAGCUCCAGCUUCGUCCGUUGCCAGCACAGAUGUGUCGGUCCCUCUAUUGGUAGACCUGUUGUGCACAGGAAACGCAGACAUGAAGGCGUCGGCUGUCCUGGAGCUCAGCCGUACUGUGGCCCGCACUUUUGGGGGGUACGAAGAGGUUGCACGACCAGGGGUCGUUGAGGCGCUGGUGGAACUGUUGUCAAACGAGAUCUCAGCUGUGCACCGUGCAGCUGGGGACCUGCUGGCAUCUCUGCUGUACAAGAACAAGGGUGCUCUGCAGGUCCUGGCAGACAAAGACGGGAUCGUCCCCCACUUGCUGAACGUCAUCAAGACAGCCACUAACGAUGGGAAAACUGCCGCCGCACAGGUGCUGAAGGGCCUGGCCGAUGUCAGCAAGAAGGUACAGCAGGACGUGGUGGACAACAAGGGCAUCUCCACUUUGGCCAUGUUCCUCAAGGUGGGCCUCCCUGGGAAUGGAGGGCGUGAGGCCAGUGCAUGGAUGCUGGGAUCGCUGGCCUGCCACUCAAAUGUGGCCCGCGAGCAGGUGCUCCGCAGUGGCGUCCCUGCAACGCUGGAGAGCCUGCUGAGGGAAGGGGAGGCUGAGGAGAAGACGGCAGCCGCCUGGUCCUUGCGCCAGCUGUCACAGGAAGACGAUGACGACUUGACCAACUUGGCACUGCCGCUGAUCGUCAGGUCCUUAGAGUCUGGGCCCCCAGAGGUUCAGGUCGUGGCUGCCUGCGAGCUGUGCCACUUCGCAUGCGGCAGCUUCUGGACCCAUCUGGAGUUGUUCCAUGCAGAUGCACUGUCAGCCCUGCUAGGCUUCUUGCGCAGAGGGGGCCCCACUGAGGGCCUGAAUGCAGCCCUGGCAGCCCUCCUCCAUCUCGGUAACGCAUUGGACACCGUGCCUGGGGAGAUUUGCCAGCAGGGCGGCAUCGAAGUGCUGGUGGACAACCUGAAGCCAGACUGCACAGCUGAUGGGAAGCUGGUCGCCGAGCUGCUGUCCCUGCUUAGUGAGAGGUGCCCCAUGCACCAGCAGGAGAUCGUGUCUGCUGGGGGCGUCCCACUGCUGGUGGACAUGCUGCCAAAGAGCGAUGCUUGCUGCGCUGCUGCCAGAAACUUGCUCAUGGCCCUGGUGGAUAGUGAGCUGUCGGCGAUCUCACUGGCAGCAAGCCACACCGCGAUCCCACUGCUGCUGGGGGUGAUGAAAUCGGGCGGGUCGGUGCGUUCGAGGGAGGCAGCUGUUGCUCUGAUUAACAGAAUGGUAGAAAUCAACGUCGAGACUCGGCAGACAGUCGCACAGAGUGGGGGCACGCCAAUACUGCUGCAGGCGGUCAACCAUGGUGAGAGCCAUGAGCUGAAGUCUGUUGCAGCAAAUGCGAUGACGAAGUUGGCCGCCUGCAACGGCAACGUGCAGGAGAGCUUGGUGGGGUCCGGGGCGUUUGGUUCGCUGGUGCAGCUCUUGGAGUCCACCAGCACGCGCAUCAGGCAGCAAGCUGCAGAAAGGGCGAAAGCCAUGGGCGGAGAUGACAAAGGGGACAAGAGCCAGCCCAGGCUGGAUUUGACAUCAAACGAAAUGCUAGUGAGUGCAAGGGGGAGGAAAGGGGGAGUGCUUUCAACGAUUGAGGAGACAAAGCCACUUGUUGUUGUGCCGUCCGCUGGCAAGCUGCGAACCCGAACUUUGGCAGGCGCAGCAUCAGACAGUGCAGCGGGCAGUGCACAAGGUGUGGUGGGGGGUGUAAUGUGUGACAAUGAAAGUCAUGGUCCAGAUGGGAAGUCUGGAAUGCCAACUGGUGUCGUGGGUUCUAAGCCUCAGGAUGUUGCUGAACGGCUGACAAAGGGAGAACAUGGCGAUGGCACAGGCCAUGCAGCAGGCCACAUGGCAGAGGAGGGUUCCGAACACGCUCAAGGAUUUGGAGACCCCACGUCUCAGAAAGGCGGAAGGGUGUCGGAGCUCAUGGACGCUCUGCGACGGGGCGAUGGUCAAGAUGCCGCCAAGGCGGCUCUGAGGAGCCUGGCUGUGGGGAACAAGGCCAAGCGAAUGGAGCUGCUCCAUGCGGGGGCCGUCCCCUUGCUGGUGGAGAUCCUGCAGUCGAAGUCGUACCAUUAG